AUUAUAUUUUUCUAAAAAAAUUACCGACCGGCCGGCGUGUAUGCGAUUAAAUAUCAUAUUAUAUUUUUAUCUGAAUAUUUUCAUGGUUUUCUCUACACAAAACGAAUAAUCUAGUGAACAAUUAUAAUAUUAUUUACCCGGUCUUCACCUCGUUCACAGUAUUGCGUUUGUGCAGUUCACAAAGCUGGUUUUCUGCUGCUGCUUAAUAAACUUCACUUGCUGGAUCUGUCUUUGAUCAAAACUAAAAUCAAUCAAACUGCUAGUAGAAAUGGCAUCGAAAAAUCAAUUCGUCACGUUAAACAAUGGCGUUAAAUACCCAAUCUUGGGGUACGGAACGUGGAAGUCCAAACCGGGCGAAGUUGAAAAUGGUGUCAUGGCCGCAAUAGACGCAGGAUACAGGCAUAUCGAUUGUGCUUUAGUAUAUGGCAAUGAAAAAGAAAUUGGAAAUGCCUUACAGCAGAAAUUCGCCGAAGGAGUUGUGAAACGUGAAGAUCUUUACAUCACUAGCAAAUUAUGGAAUACUUUUCAUCAACCAGACUAUGUCGAAGCAGUUUUGAAACAAACCCUUUCCGACUUGCAAAUCAGUUAUUUGGACUUGUAUUUAAUCCAUUGGCCGAUGGCAUUUAAAGAAGGAACAUUACAAGGAGAUCUGUUUCCCAAAGAUGAAAAAGAUGUGACGAUCGAAGGAGAAGGUUCUUACGUUGAAACAUGGAAAGGAUUGGAAAAGCUUGUAGAGAAAGGUCUGGUCAAGUCUAUUGGUGUAUCAAAUUUCAAUAAAAAGCAAAUAGAAGACAUAUUGAAAGUGGCCAAAAUAAAGCCAGUGACAAAUCAAGUCGAAUGUCAUCCGUAUUUGAAUCAAAAGAAAUUAAAGGAAUUUUGUGAACAACACGGCAUUGUUCUGACUGCAUAUAGUCCUCUUGGAUCGCCAGACAGACCUUGGGCAAAACCCGACGAUCCUUUAUUACUGGAAGACCCCAAAAUCGCAGCCAUCGCCGACAAAUAUAAGAAGACUCCCGCUCAAGUUUUGAUCAAAUAUCAAAUACAAAGAGGCAUUAUCGUCAUUCCAAAAUCUGUGACCAAGAGUCGUAUUGAAUCCAACUUUGACAUUUGGGAUUUUGAAUUGGCCCAAGCCGACAUAGACUUGAUUGAUUCGUUUGAUUGCAACGGUCGUGUUUGUCAUCUGAACUGGAACAAACAUUUUAAGGAUUAUCCGUUUAACGAUGAAUUUUAAGAAACUUCUCCACGCAAGCAACAAACGCAUACCAGUGUCAAUCAAUUCACAUUCAUUAAUUUUAAGGUGCUUUACAAAGUUUAUAUUGUAAUCUAAUUAAUAGUUAUUUUUUAAAUACAUCAUUUAAUUUAUAAAAUAUUUUUUUAUCUACUAUUUGAUUACACGUAUCAGAAAUAAUGACCCUUUUGUGUGGUGACCUAUUCGUACGAUUAUGAUUAGGUAAUCUAAAAAAAAAUGUUUGAGUAUUAAUAAACUAAUACUAUCGUCGUGUCAA
Molecule: messenger RNA, 1505 nt
Organism: Adelges cooleyi (spruce gall adelgid)
Lineage: Eukaryota; Metazoa; Arthropoda; Insecta; Hemiptera; Adelgidae
Product: aldo-keto reductase family 1 member B10-like
Exons: 6
Coding region: 269-1231 (320 amino acids)
Cellular component (GO): cytosol
Molecular function (GO): aldose reductase (NADPH) activity
Source: RefSeq, a predicted model, not a curated record